AUGUCUGCAGCUCCCCGGGACACGUAUCUGGUGAUUGGUGGCAGCGGUUUCCUGGGCAGACACAUUGUUGAGGCUCUUCUUGCCCGCGGAGACGCCGUGUCGGUUUUUGACAUCGUUCAGCGACACCAUGACGUUCCAUUUUAUUCGGGAGAUAUCAGCGAGGAGGGACAGAUCGGGGAUGCUCUCAGCAAGAGCGGGGCGAACUGUAUCAUUCACACUGCUUCCCCACCUCACGGUCUUGACGAUCCUGCGUUGUAUUGGAAAGUCAACGUGGAUGGUACGAAGGCGGUUAUUGCAGCAGCAGUUGCACAGGCCAUCCCAAAGCUCGUCUACACAAGCUCCGCGGGAGUUGUCUUCAACGGUGAGGACCUAAUCGACAUCGACGAACGUCUCCCUCCUCCCGCAAAAGCUAUGGACGCGUAUAACGAGUCAAAAGCCAAAGCGGAAGAAAUAGUCAUUGCCGCCAAUGGUAAAGACGGCCUAUACACAGUCGCGCUCCGUCUUGCGGGACUGUUCGGGCCUGGCGACCGGCAGGUUAUGGCGGGUUUCUACCAGGUCUACCAGCGUGGGCAGACUCAGUUUCGGAUCGGCGACAACACUAACCUCUUCGACUGGACUUACGUCACCAACGCUGCCUACGCACAUCUUCUUGCUGCGGAUAGGCUCGUCCCCAGAACACCCGCGCAGAUAGAGCAGCUGAAAGAAAGCUUGCACACCGUCCUCCCCUACAUCGACUGCACCAUCGGCAAGCGGCGCAUCCCCACGUCCGAGAGCCGCCUGAUCGGGCCUACCACCGACCUGACGCCCGAAGUGCUAGAGGCCGCGGCGAACUGGGAUGACCCGAACUACGUGCCUGCCCCACGGCCUGCGUUGCGAGGUCGGUUCGACCAGCUCGCUGAGAGCGCACUUGAGAGGGACGACGCGGCGGCGCUGCAGGUCGCGGGGCAGGUGUUCUUCAUCACGAACGGCGAGCCAAUGCACUUCUGGGACCUACCACGCAUGGCGUACCGCUUCUUCGACAACCAUUUUGGCACGAGCAAGACGCAGGGCGGCAUCAUACGCUUCCCACGCGAGAUUGGGAUGAUGCUAGCGAGUGCGGUCGAGAUGUGGUCGUGGCUGACGGGGAAGCAGCCUGGCUUGACGCGAUUCAGGGUCACUUUUAGCUGUGUUUUUAGGUGCCAUAACAUUGAGAAGGCGCGGAGGGUAUUGGGAUAUGAACCUCAAGUUGGUCUGGAGGAGGGCCUGAAGAGGACGCUUGAGUGGUGGGUCUCCGAGCAUGGAACUCCAAGAGUAUGA
Sparassis crispa is the source of this 1296-nucleotide messenger RNA. Its product is annotated as Sterol-4-alpha-carboxylate 3-dehydrogenase, decarboxylating. NCBI's taxonomy places the organism in Eukaryota, Fungi, Basidiomycota, Agaricomycetes, Polyporales, Sparassidaceae. Gene Ontology annotation, molecular function: 3-beta-hydroxy-Delta5-steroid dehydrogenase (NAD+) activity. The transcript is spliced from 4 exons. The record is from RefSeq and is a predicted model, not a curated record. Gene Ontology annotation, biological process: steroid biosynthetic process. The coding region runs from base 1 to 1296 and encodes 431 amino acids.